Molecule: messenger RNA, 1764 nt
Organism: Electrophorus electricus (electric eel)
Lineage: Eukaryota; Metazoa; Chordata; Actinopteri; Gymnotiformes; Gymnotidae
Source: RefSeq, a predicted model, not a curated record
AUGUCAUUUUUAAGAGAAAAUCAGUUUUAGCUGGCAUAUCAGGUUCAUCUAGUUUAUAACUGCAUAUUUCACGUGUCUGACGUCAUGGUGUACAUAUAAAUCUCAUGGUGCUCUUCCCCAUUGGGACUCAGAAAUAAACUGUACACCCUGCUCGACAGGAAAGGCUUUGUGUCGUUUUCUUCACCCCCUGAUGAGUUUUAUCCUGACCUUUCCGUUGCCAUAGACGGAUUUGUUCCAUUGUGGAUUGAAAAUUAUGAGGGUAGAAACAUUUCCUAUACACAAGCAACAGAAGGUCCUCUUAUAACACAAGCUACAGACUGUCUGAACAAGUUGUUCCUAGAGUAUAACUCCACUGUCACCUGGGUCUUCGUUGCCACAUGGUUUAUCACAUAUCUUGAGAAUGAUUCAGCGAAUGUGACAUUCCAAGCAGUCCUGAUCACUGAUGAUGAAGAGAACUCUUAUGUCCUGAUGAGCUAUGUGGACAUUCCUUCUGUUCAAACCUGGCUGGCUGGUUUUUCUGUGGACAAUAACACCAAUUUCAUGAAUCUCCCAGUAAACAACUACACUGACCUGUUAUCAACAAGUAAUGUUGAAAUGCCUGGUCUCUGGUUUUACAGUGUUCAGAAUCGACCUAAUGUUGUUGGGCUUCCAGAUUUCUUUUAUCCAAUACAAGCCGCAAAUCCGUUAACUUAUUUUCCAGCGAUGGGAAUUCCCUGCCACUGAACCUUCCAGGAACUUUCCCUUUACUUUGGAAACUUUUACGACACACUAUAUAUCAAUGAAAAUGGUUUCCAGAGUUUCUUACCAGUCUCCAGUUGGACCAACCCUGACCCAUAUGCUAAUGGAGACAUCAUUGCAACACUGUGGACAAGCUUCAAUGCUGAUCUCAUCUACUAUCAGCAAGUCACAGAUGGUCCUCUUCUAGCACGAGCAACAGUAGAAAUUAACAGCAUGUUCCUUGGACUGUACUUCUCUGCUUCCUGGCUCUUCAUUACCACUUGGGUUGCUGUACCUUAUUCCUCAAACACAGGGGUCGCGACAUUCCAAAUGGUCUUGGUUGGUGGUGAAGAUGAUGAGCUCUCGUUCCUUCUGAUGAACUAUGGAGACAUUGCCCCUACUGGCCAACCCUGGCUGGCUGGCUAUAGGUCAGAGAGCGGCAUCUAUAAGUACACCAUUGAUGAACCCAAUCCCUCUGAUCUCUCUAAAAGUACAAAUAAAGGAUUGCCUGGCCAAUGGGCUUUCCGUGUCGAUGAAGAAAUGGACGACUGUAGAACACUGCACUGCACUAAGGAUGAAGUGUGCGUGGAGAAAACUGGAAUUUAUGGCUGUGACUGUGCAAAGGAAAAUAAGAGGCCCAACUCGGAAAUUUUCGGUGUCCAAACCCAGAGGAUGGCACCACGCAGAUACUGGAGAAUGGCGUCUCCACAUCUGGUCGCUUCUCCUUCAGGAUGUUCACCUUCACAAAGACGUCUACCAGCAUCUUUCUGCACUGCAACAUGCAUCUGUGCCUUGUGGAAAAUGGGAACUGUGUUCUGCCAUGCAAUGGAGACUCUGACAGAAGAAGGCGUCGAUCUCUGGACUUCCAUGACACAGCUACCAUUAGCAUACCUUUCUGAUUUAAUCAUUUGAACAACUUGGGGAAAUGGGGCUCUGUUGAAAUUGAAAUUGGCUUCUACAUCUGUGUUUAAUCAAAGUGUUGCAGUUAAUUUGAAAAUUACAUUUUUAUGAAAAUUCAAUUAGUUACAGUUCUUAAAAUAAGCCAGA